Messenger RNA from Hypoxylon trugodes, 1864 nucleotides. RefSeq lists its product as uncharacterized. The transcript has a single exon. The coding region runs from base 512 to 1726 and encodes 404 amino acids. The record is from RefSeq and is a predicted model, not a curated record. Lineage: Eukaryota; Fungi; Ascomycota; Sordariomycetes; Xylariales; Hypoxylaceae.
GCUGACCUGACUACAGAUAAAGCCUAGAACAUGGACUAAUUAAGCGAUUGAAACGACAUGCCGAUAUCUCCCUCGCCACAGGGCCAACUUCAACCAUGCUGGCGCGAAUAUUGUGUUUAAGGGGUGGUAGAUUCGGCUCUAUUCUUCGAAAGUCUUUCCAGCGAUGUCCUUCAAUAAAAGGUUACCUCAAUUUGUCUGUAUAAGAAGCUGUCGAUCAUCCACCCUGAGACGAUUUUAAUUCACAAGGGCAUUCGUUUCUACUCUCCCUCUUGCAUCCUUUCACAUCACCCCUAAUAAGUAAUACAAAGUCGAAUUAACAGCCUUAGCCUAUCAUUAUCAUAUAACAAUUGAUACUAUACAAUUUUAAUCCAUAUUUUCGGCGUCUAAUACACCUGGAAUUAUCAUACACCUCACCCAUACAUAACCUCUAAUUCACAAUAUUUAAUCCAACUUCUCUUGUCCUGACGAAGAACCAACAAAUUCGAACCAUCAACAAAAUAUAUCAAAAGAAAUGGCGACAUCCCUUACAAACUUGGGGGUCCAAUACAUGCCCUCAACAGGAGGGUGUAUGGUCGACUUAGCCGCUAUACCACCAGGCAUGUUCGAUUCUUGUAAGGCUAUACACGUCAAACUUCCCGAAGAGCAACAUCAGAUAGAUGUCCAUUCGAAUAUGAUAUGUAUACAACCCUCAAAAUCGGUGUCUGCGCCCUAUCGCGAACAAUAUUUGUAUCCCGACGCCUCGCCUCCCCCGUUAGCUACGAAUUCACCAAAGGAACGACCAAAAGAGCAGGUACAAGAAAAACCUCCACCCCCAAAGCCGGAAAGCCCUACGGAAAGGCCCCAACCUGCGAAUAAUGGCGGUAAUGAAGACGACGGUGGUCCGAAUAACCCCGAGAGGUCUAAUAUGCCGGCCGAACAUCCCGAAGCUCCAUCGCCGACGAUACAGACCUAUGUUAGACCAGCGCAGUCUACUUUGCUUACUACUUGCACCUCUAUGGCUACUCAUUCUCAAGUCACCUAUAUAUUACAGUCAUCAAUUUUGGUUCAUUCCCCAACUUCGUUCUCUACUAUCACUUCUCACCUUUCUAGAGUUUCCAACACCCCAGUAACACAUUUCUCCACCAUCUCAAGCCCCCCAUCCACCAUAACCAUCACGCCAACCCCCACACCCCUCCCGGAGCGUCCCGCAACCCCACCACCCGCCCCAGCGGACCCCGAACCUCUUCCCUCAUACUGCGGCUCCAGCUACGUAAAAAUGGACAUGACAACCAUCGAAACAAUGGACACCCACGACUUCGACGUAUACCUCGACCUACUCGGUCUCGGCUCCCUAGGUCUAGACCUAGAACACGGGAUCAGCGGUCUAAUCGACAGUCUCCUAGGCACCGACUCUAACCCCGACUCCGAGCAUACACGCACCGUGCAUCAAGAACUCGAGCACUCAUAUCGCGUGCUCUGCAGUGUGGAUGAUCCGAAUCUAGACUUCAGCGUCGAGCGUGCUGAACGUGUAGCUACGACAGAUUCGCAGAACCUGUGUCUGGAAGAGUGUGAGAAAGAUGCCGUGGCUAAGGCGAGGGAUGGGGAGGUUAAGGAUUGUCUAGGCGCGGCUUGGCAUCGGAGUUUGGAACAUGAUAAUUGUCGUUUUUGGACGGGAGAAGACGAGCUUUUACCGGUUGAGAGGAUGAUGGGGGAGAAAGGAGGAGAGUGGGAUUUGGUUUAUUUAUAGUAUGGGUUGGGAGGUAUGGGUAUGGAUGGAAAUAGGGGUAUAUUUGGGUAUUCAGCGAUUCUUAUGGAUGGGCGUUGCUGGGAUAUUUAAGAAAAGUAGUGAUAGUUUUUAAUGUUAAUGUUUUUUGCUUCUUUAUCA